Gavialis gangeticus (Gharial) is the source of this 958-nucleotide messenger RNA. Its product is annotated as cytochrome c oxidase assembly protein COX14. The coding region runs from base 53 to 223 and encodes 56 amino acids. The transcript has a single exon. NCBI's taxonomy places the organism in Eukaryota, Metazoa, Chordata, Crocodylia, Gavialidae. The record is from RefSeq and is a predicted model, not a curated record.
GCAAGGCAUCAGCCUGGGCCAUCUCCCCCGCACAGAGCGACGCAGUGACGCCAUGGUGUCAGCGCAGCGGCUGGCCGACCUGGGCUACAAGGCCGUCUCCUUCUCCCUGAUGGCCGUUACCGUGGGGGCCAGCGUCAUGUUAAGCGUCCGUGUCUACCACGUGUUCCAGCACCGCAAAGCCCAGCAGCAGGCUGGGGACAGCCCGGGGCCUGCCCGAGACUGAGUCCUGCUGCGGGAUGCACCUGCCUGGCCAGGGCUCGUACCGUCUCAGGGGCUCGUUCCUUUGCAGCGAUGGGGGUCUGGGCACUGCUGGGUUAUGGAAGUGGCCCUGGGAUGGAAACAGGAGCUUCUUGGUUGAAGGGGCUGCCUGCCCACUCUGAUUAUUAAAAACCAUGGAUUUGGGUUAACUACAACAAGCUUAUCUGGCUUCUGUGAGCAGCGCCCAGCUGUCUGCAGUGAGAUGCUCUGCUCUCAUGCUCCAUAAGGCUUAGAGGGAUAAAACAGAAGCCCACACAGGGAGCACUUUCUGAAGCUCUUUUUAAUCAGAUAAAAGUAAACAAUGGUAUAAAACGGUAACAACUCAAGAAAUUUCCAAAGUCGUUGUCAUGAUUUCAACACUUGAGUCUCUUCCAUUGCCCCAAAGUACCAUUGAAUUAAAAAGAAGCAAUGCCUGUGGUGUGGCUGCCUUUCCAGCCCACCAGUUCCUCUGUACAGGGCUCUGAAACCAGGGCAGCAACAAAUUUGCUUUUUCCUGGAAAAAAAUACACACACAUGCAGGCUUGCAACUUCUGCCCCCAUGGAAAGGUAAUGGAGCCCAACAGCACUGGUCUGUCUGUGACUCAUGUCCUUAGAAAUCUGGCCAGUUUUAUCCUGAAACCGUUGUAAAAGCAUUCAGACCCUCAAGACUUGCCGGGAAGCAUGUACAACAUAGCUUUCUCGGGGGCAAAGAAAAAAAAAA